Molecule: messenger RNA, 582 nt
Organism: Stylonychia lemnae
Lineage: Eukaryota; Ciliophora; Spirotrichea; Sporadotrichida; Oxytrichidae
Source: the annotation of a GenBank genome assembly
AUGGAAAAUUAUCAAAAGUAAUAAAGAGAGGCAGAGGAAGAGGAAAUAAGUUAUAGACAACUUAGGGAAAAUGCAUUGUAGAAAAUCACCUAAAAGUAACAGCAAUUUUCAGAGAGAAUCUCAACCUUCUUAUUGAAUUUGGAUUCAAAGCAUAAAGUGAUGACUGAUAAUUACUCAAAGUGCAUUCAAACAUAAUGCCAGUCACUUAAUGCGCAUAUCUAGCUUAAGAAAAAUGCAGAAGAUAAGCAGUCUAAGAUGUAUGCCGUAGAUGAUAAGUUUUUCAAUGAUACCCAUGAUAAGGAGUAUGUUUUUGCAAACCUGGAGGAUGAACCAGUGAUUAAUGAUUACAAUAAAUGUGUGGACACUUGUGGUAAAUCUCUUCAUAUGAUGAGAUUCGAAUUGGAGUAUCAGCUUAGAGAAUUUCAUUUGAACUUCAAUGAGUGCUUCUACUUCUGCAGACUAGAUACAAGCAACACUAUUGGGUGUAACUACAGAUGCUUUGAUGUAUAUAAUCAAGUAUUCAAUGAUGUCGAGUUAAAGCUAAACAGUGAGUAUGAUAAAUACAUCUAGAAUAUUGUGUGA